Exophiala oligosperma is the source of this 2442-nucleotide messenger RNA. RefSeq lists its product as hypothetical. Gene Ontology annotation, molecular function: peptidyl-prolyl cis-trans isomerase activity; ubiquitin-ubiquitin ligase activity. Bases 513 to 1751 code for a protein of 412 amino acids. Gene Ontology annotation, cellular component: catalytic step 2 spliceosome. Gene Ontology annotation, biological process: protein polyubiquitination; protein peptidyl-prolyl isomerization. The record is from RefSeq and is a predicted model, not a curated record. NCBI's taxonomy places the organism in Eukaryota, Fungi, Ascomycota, Eurotiomycetes, Chaetothyriales, Herpotrichiellaceae. The transcript has 2 exons.
GGCCAGAGUGCGAAGAAAGAACCAUGGGCAAAGGUCAGCUCGCCUCUUUGUGUUCUGUUCCAGUAUGCUGACUGGCUUCAUUAGGAACCGAUAAACUCUACAUCACCCACUCCGAAUGGUCUUCCUCUGAUGCAUACUCGGCUUCAGCUGGUGCAGGCGUUCGUGCCGAUACCAGCGGCCAUGCGGCCUUCAAGAGACUCCCUUUCAACUUCUGUGCCUUGAGCCUCCAGCCUUUCACAACUCCGGUCUGCACGGCGAACGGCAUCAUAUUUGACCAUGAGAAUAUAAUACGGUGGUUGCUGAAACACGAUACGAAUCCUACCGAUGGCAAAUCUCUGAAGCAGCAGGAAUUGAUCAAACUUGACUUUGCAAAGAAUGACAGCAACGAGUUUGUCGACCCAGUCACUUAUAAAGUGUUUACGGACAACACCCAUAUUGUUGCAAUCAGACAUGGCGACUCGGCCAAUGUCUUUGCAUAUGAUACGGUGGAAAGACUCAAUAUCAAACCAAAAAUGUGGAAGGAUCUAGUCUCCGACGAAGACUUUUCCCGCGCAGACAUCAUAACCCUUCAAGACCCGCAAAACAUCGAAUCCCGGAAUCUCAGCUCGUUCAAGUAUCUGAAAGAAGGCGAAGACUCUGGCAUACCGAAGGAAGAAGCGACCAUCAACACGGCUUCACUGGGCAGUGCUGCAGACCUCAAGAUUAUGAAAGCAAAGGAAGCAGUUGCCAAAGCCAGAGCAGAACGCGCCAAUGCUCAAUCAGCCACUAGCAAGGACAAAUCUCAACUCUCCACGAGUACGAAGAAGACUGCCACGGCAUCCACUUAUAAGCCGACACCAUACAACGCUACAGGACACACUACUGGUCUUGCCGCUGCAUCACUAACUUCCACAGGCAUGACGCCUCAUACGUCAGCCGCACUGGCCUUGAUGUCUGAUGAAGAAUAUCUCCUGAAGCGCGGCCGAGUCAAAGAGAAGGGCUUUGUCCGAUUAGCAACGUCCGUUGGGGACCUCAGUAUCGAAUUGUACCCGGAGCAUGCGCCCAAAGCAGUUUGGAAUUUCAUCCGUCUCGCUCAAAAGGGAUAUUACAAUGGUAUCGUCUUCCACCGUAACAUCCGAAAUUUCAUGAUUCAGUGCGGCGACCCGACCGGCACUGGCCGGGGUGGAACAAGCAUUUGGGGUAAGAAUUUUGAGGAUGAGUUUGAGGGUCCAUUGAAGCACGAUACACGCGGUGUACUGUCCAUGGCGAACAAGGGAAAGAACACGAAUAGCAGUCAAUUCUUCAUCACGUACAGAGCGACAAGCCAUUUAGACAGAAAACAUACGAUAUUUGGUCGUGUUGUGGGAGACGAUGGGACGAGUAUGGCUGUGCUGAAGCGGUUGGAGGAAACGCCGGUGGACGCAAAUGAUCGUCCAAAGGAGGAGAUCAAGAUCAUUGAAGCGGUCGUCCUGAUCGACCCGUUUGAGGAGUUUUGGAAGAACAAGGCCGAAAAAGAAAGGAGUGACAAGGAGAAGGAAGAACGGAAGGCGGAUGAUCGCACAACCUGGACAGGAAAGAGGAUCAGGAACGACGGGACGAUUGAGAAGGAUUCUGGAGGUGGAGUUGGCAAGUACCUCAAGGCUGCGAUGAAGAAUGGGCAACAUGAAGUGGAAGAAGAUGAGAUUGUCGAGUUUGUUGACGAGCCAGAGGAACCAGUCCGAAAGAAGAACAAAGGCGGCGGAGGUGGAUUUGGGAAUUUCGACGGCUGGUGAUCACAACCGAAUGUCACUUUGUUCAAUGAGCUGGGAGGUGCUAGGAAGAUGCCUAUACAAGCAGCCUGGCGGAAAGAGCCACUCGAGCAUCUUGACGAGUGAUGAUUUCGGCCAGAAACUCGAUACGUGGUGAACUUAUACCGCAUGAUGCUACUACCACCAGCAAAUCGAUCAUAUCUACAUCGUCUGCCUCGAACCAACGCCGACUCUUGCUUUUGGCAUCUAGGAACUUGGUUCCCAUCAUCGAUAUAGUCAUGCCCGACAAGGAGACCAAAUACUCUCAAUUCGGCUAUUUGGUUUUAUGCCAACAGAAAAGCCAUGACUUUGGCACUAGCACGUCUUCUGAUGUUUCCGGUCUUCCGCUGGGGACUAGACUCUCGAAGAAAGCGGGAGCGUAUUAAAGUACAACGACAUCGAAGACCUUAAUGUCAGCUGUCCGUUCUGUGGUUUCGGGGGCUUGCAUCUGCUACCGCUCGCAAGGAUAUCCCAUAAACGGACCGUAUCAGAAUGAGUCUGGAAGUUGGAAUGAACAUAUCUUCAGAUAUUCGUGGAUGAGAUCGAAGAAGUCUCCCACAUAGAGAGUCCGCUGGGGAAGUAGGGCAGAUGGUCAACAGGGAUGGAGCAUCAGAUAUCUAAUUGGCACUACUUAUGAGUCUCGGUUGGGACAACGGACCAUACUCGUACUAGGAAG